Messenger RNA from Daldinia caldariorum, 934 nucleotides. RefSeq names its product glycoside hydrolase family 61 protein. The coding region runs from base 238 to 927 and encodes 229 amino acids. The transcript has 4 exons. Lineage: Eukaryota; Fungi; Ascomycota; Sordariomycetes; Xylariales; Hypoxylaceae. The record is from RefSeq and is a predicted model, not a curated record.
GUACUAUAUAUACGAUGAUGGUUUCUCUUGUCUGCCAGUCUUGUCUCUUGUGUUGCUGUGUUGUCGAUGUCGUUCUGUUUCCCGUAGGACUUUGAUACUACUACUAUUACUACCGCUUGCUACUAGCUACUCCUUACUGUUUGCUUGCUCAGCCGUGUGCUUGGAUUUUAGGUAGUUAGGUACCUAUCCUAUAUAACAAAUCCUUACGAGAGAGAGAGAGAGAGAGUAUCAUCCACGAUGAAGGCCACCGCAGCAGCAUUCGCGCUCCUCGUGGCCGGCACUCAAGCCGCCCCGCAUUACACGUUCCCGAAGCUGGCGGGCACGUCGGACUGGUCGUCGGUGCGGCAGACGGCCAACUUCCAGUCCAACGGCCCCGUGACGGACGUCGGCUCCGACGCCAUCCGCUGCUACCAGCGCGCGCCGGGCGGCGCGCCCGAGACCGCCCAGGUCAAGGCCGGGGGCCAGAUCACUUGGGUUGCGAACCCGAAUAUUUACCACCCUGGAGCUCUCUCGGCAUACAUGGCCAAGGUCCCAUCGGGCAAGACGGCAGCCGACUGGGACGGUAGCGGAAAGGUGUGGUUCAAGGUAUUCCAGGACAUGCCGUCGGUGUCUGGCGGGCAGUACAACUGGCCAUCGAACGGCAAAUCGCAAAUCAGCUUCGCGAUCCCGCAGUGCCUCGCGGAGGGCGACUACCUGUUCCGGAUCGAGCACGUAGCGCUGCACUCGGCGUCGGCGGCGGGCGGCGCGCAGUUCUACAUCUCGUGCGCGCAGGUCCACGUCUCGGGGGGGUCCGGGUCCGCCCAGCCCAAGGAGCUCGUCUCGUUCCCCGGCGCGUACAAGGCCACCGACCCGGGCCUCAUGAUUAAUAUCUACAAUAACGGCGGGAAGGCGUACCAGCCCGCGGGGCCGAGCGUGUUUACUUGUUAGAUAGGGG